Lactuca sativa (garden lettuce) is the source of this 708-nucleotide messenger RNA. RefSeq lists its product as uncharacterized. Lineage: Eukaryota; Viridiplantae; Streptophyta; Magnoliopsida; Asterales; Asteraceae. The record is from RefSeq and is a predicted model, not a curated record.
AUGUUAUAUCAAGGGCAAUUUACCCGAGGUGAUCAUGGUCACCCAACGGUCAUACUUGAAGCAGUUGCAUCACAAGAUAAGUGGAUUUGGCAUGCUUUUUUUGGUUCUCCUGGUUCGAUUAACGACUUCAACGUUCUUAAUCAUUCACCUAUAUUUAACAACAUAUACGAUGGAUCUGCACCAGAUUCUUCUUAUGAAGUGCGUAGAACACCAUAUAAGUAUGGUUAUUAUCUGGUCAAUGAAAUCUAUCCUGAGUAUGUUGUGUUUGUUAAAUCGUUUACGUGUCCAUAUGGUUCUAGACGAAAAAAAUUCAAGAGAGCUCAAGAAAGAGCUAAGAAGGAUGUUGAACGUGCUUUUGGAGCUCUGAAGAAACGGUGGUUCAUAUUGAAAAAACCAACAGUUAAUUUAGGCGAGGAAAAACUUCAAGAAAUCAUGUAUACAUGUCUCAUAUUGCAUAACAUGAUUAUUGAAGACGAAGCAAGAGCAAUAUGUGCGUUUGACGAGGAAGAAACCAUACCAGAGACACAACCAAUAAAAAUUGGUGGCGAAGAGUAUAUGAACAUGAGAGCAGAGAUACGUUGCACUGAAACAUUUCACAAUCUUCGCAAUGACUUAAUGAAACACAUUUACGGGGUUCAAAACAUUAACCUUAAUUUGGAUCCACCGGAUGAUUCCGAAGACGAGUUCUUGAAGAACGACUUUAUGUAG